Molecule: messenger RNA, 1578 nt
Organism: Chaetomium strumarium
Lineage: Eukaryota; Fungi; Ascomycota; Sordariomycetes; Sordariales; Chaetomiaceae
Product: t-SNARE
Exons: 4
Coding region: 213-1313 (366 amino acids)
Biological process (GO): vesicle fusion; exocytosis; intracellular protein transport
Cellular component (GO): plasma membrane; endomembrane system; SNARE complex
Molecular function (GO): SNAP receptor activity; SNARE binding
Source: RefSeq, a predicted model, not a curated record
GGAUACAACCCGUACAGUGAUAACAGCGGCGGCAGGGGGUACAGUUCUAAUCCGUUCGGUGACGAAAAUGCUUCCGGGUAUGGAGCCGGCGCGCACGAGAUGGCUUCAAUUGGCCAACAGGGAUACGGAAGUAAGUAGACGUUGGUCUGCUCCAGCCGAAAAAACAUGGACGGUCUCUGACCAGCAACGGUUGAGCAGCUGAGCCGCAGCAAAUGGCUUCACCUCAGGCAAACGAGCCCGCGGUUCUUCGUGAAUGCAGAGAAGUUCAGAAUGCGAUCCAAAAAGUCGAGAUGAUGCUUGGGGAGCUUCCCGCUUUACAAAAGCGGUGCCUCGCCGAUGCGGAUACCUCAGCCGAUUCCGAAGCCAAGCGAAGACUUGAUUUGUACCGACAGGACAUCAUGGACCAAUACCGAGCAUUGGCAGACCGCGUUCGUACAAUCAAGUCGAAACCAGAAAGCCGUCAACCCAUGUAUGCUCGCCAGGUCGAGCGGGCCGAAGGGCGACUGAGGGACGCGAUUCAGGAGUUUCAGAAACAAGAAGCAGUAUACCGCCAGGAGACAAACAACCGGUUGGGACGUCAACUACGCAUUGUCCGCCCUGAUGCCACUGAAGCCGAAAUCCGCGAAGCCGUCGAUACGGGCAAUACUCAAGUCUUUCAGCAAGCGGUCAUGGGCAGUCGUUCGGAGCAAGCCACCCGCGUGCUCGGUGCCGUCCAACGACGGCAUGAGGAAAUUCUGCAGAUUGAGAGGAGUAUGAUGGAACUCCUAGACCUCCUCAAUGACAUGAAUCAACUCUUGGUGAAGCAGGAAGUGACGGUCAAUGCGAUCGAUGCCCACGCUGAGCAGGCUGCGGAGGACAUGGGCAAGGCGAAUGAGGAACUCGAAGUCGCCGUUACGACAGCGAGGAAGACACGAAAGAAAAAGUGGAUCUGCCUGGGCAUCUGCGUUCUCAUUAUCGUGAUCAUCGUGGUUGCCGUUGUGGCCUAUGUCAUGGUUAACCGCGCCGCAAACGGCGGCGGGGGCGGGGGCGGUGGGAAUAACAACAACAGCAACGCCGGUGCUCAGAAGCGUGGCCUCCUACAACGAAAUGUCCUGGACGAUCUGCAGAUGAACACGGGCCGCGCCGUCAACAUCGCCACCGAGCCGACUCCGGCUGGUCAGCACCCCCGCUCCCCAGAUGCCGAUAUUGCUUCGAGCCUACGUCUCUCAAGGCGACGCAGCAACAGGGCACGAGGCAAGACAGUGGCGCCUGGACAUGUGAAGCGUUUUGUGGUCGACUGGCAAGGCGCUGACCCUACGGGUUCCGAUGAUUGAAGCAAUGUGUGGCAUACCCAGGCCCGUCACGGGUCGUCGCCUUUUGCUCGUUGCGGAUGUUAGGGGUUGAUUUUUGCAAGCGCCGCUGCCAAGGAAUGAAGGCGGAUGCAAAUCGGCGUAUUUGGUUCCGUCUGCGAUCGGCGCUGAGGUUGGCUUCAAGGGACGAGAUGUGGCUGCUGGUACUGGCCCGUCCCCGUUAGCCUAGAUCUGUCUGGAAACCUUCAUGUCGGAAGGGCGUUCCCGCCCCAGUGAUGCGGGUUUUCCU